Homarus americanus (American lobster) is the source of this 3380-nucleotide messenger RNA. Its product is annotated as glucose dehydrogenase [FAD, quinone]-like. Bases 262 to 2094 code for a protein of 610 amino acids. The record is from RefSeq and is a predicted model, not a curated record. Gene Ontology annotation, molecular function: oxidoreductase activity, acting on CH-OH group of donors; flavin adenine dinucleotide binding. The transcript is spliced from 14 exons. Lineage: Eukaryota; Metazoa; Arthropoda; Malacostraca; Decapoda; Nephropidae.
GCCCGCUCGGUCGACGAUGGCUUCAGUUGAGCUUCAUCCACUCUAGCUAACGCCACGGGCUCAGGGCACUGACUGCUCUACCCCCUGCCACUACCACAUCUUGUUUACAUACCCUGACGACUUCUCAUCAUUACGGGAUUUAUACCAUAUCAUCUACUGUUGGGAAGUCAUCGUCAUCGUCAUCAUCGUCACCAAUCAGUGGUAGACCAAACGAAGGAGCCUCCACACACGUACCACAGCGUAAAGUAAAGAACCAACAAGAUGCCGUCACACCUGGACGCCCUGAGGAUGAUCCCUGUGGCCCUCAUCCGCCUCCUGCUGGUGGUGGUGAUGAGGGAGGUGGGAGAGAACACCUACGACGCGUCCUCCAAAUUGCUGCCCCAGUACGACUUCGUCAUUAUAGGAGGAGGGUCGGCGGGAGGUGUAUUAGCGUCACGGCUCUCGGAGAUUGGGGACUGGCAGAUACUCCUGCUGGAGGCUGGAGGAACACCACCACCUGAGAGUUACGUUCCGGGCUUCAACCAGCUGCUCAUAUUGGGAGACGCCGAUUGGAAAUUUUACACAACAAAACAGAAAAACAGCUUCAACGGAUUUACCGAUAACAGGAUACCUUACCCCCGAGGCAAGACGAUAGGCGGGUGCUCAGUGCUCAACUCUAUGUUCUACGUGCGAGGUAACAGGAGGGACUUCGAUAACUGGGAGGCGAUGGGUAACCCUGGAUGGGGAUACAGAGACGUUCUCAGAUACUUUAAGAAAUUUGAAGACUACAGAGGCAAGGUGACGAAGGAGACAGCAUCGUUCCACGGGUUUGGAGGCCCUCAGACUAUAGAAAAUAAAAGGUGGAGAACGAAGGUGUCUGAUGGCUUCCUGAAGGCUGGAAAACAACUUGGCUACAGGAUAGUUGACCCCAGCGACCCUGACCAGAUUGGGUUCUCAUUGGUAGACUUCACAGCAAGGAACGGCAUCCGCUGGUCUACCGCUGAGGGUUACAUCAAGCCUGCAGCCUCCAGACCUAACCUACACGUGGUCCUCAAUGCUCAUGUUACACAGAUCGUCUUUGAGAACAAGAGAGCUGUGGGCGUCCGCUUCCAACACAGAGGAAAGAGUAAGGCUGUGUUCGCCAAGAGGGAGGUAAUCCUGUCGGCUGGGGCCAUCGGCUCUCCCCAAUUACUGAUGCUGUCGGGUGUCGGGCCUGCAAACCACCUUCGGUAUCAUGGUAUCCCCGUGGUGGCUGAUGUGCCUGGGGUCGGCCAGAACCUGAACGACCAUCCAUACAUGACAGGUUUCCCGUGGACGAUAAAGAACGGCUCCUCCUUCCACAUCUUAGAUAUUGCCAGCCCCAAGACCAUCCAGGACUAUGUGCAUUACAGAACUGGACGUCUGACCACGAGCAUCUCUAUAGAGGGCUACGCUUGGCCGAUGUCAGAGGUUGGUGACCCUUACUGGCCAGAGGUACAGAUAGCCUUCCUGCCCUUCACUGUUGGCGAUGACUACGGCCUCAUUACCUCUCACGUCCUUGGGAUUAAGAAUGAGGUGUACCAACAGUACUUCAGGAACUUGGUUGGGAUGGAAGGGAUAUCAAUCGGGCUCUUCCUGUGUCGACCCAAAAGCCGGGGGACUGUCACCCUCAACUCAGCGGACCCCUUCGAAGCCCCAUUGAUUGACACUAAUUACUUCGACCAUCCAGAUGAUAUGGUUGCCUUCAUAAGAGGUAUGAGGUUUGCCCUUAAGUUAGGAUCCAUGCCAGCCCUCAAGGAAGACUUCGAGGCUCGGUUCCACGACCAGCCACUGCCUGGGUGUACACACGAGUGGCCUUUGUCUGAUAAGUACCUGGAGUGUUACGCCAGGAGUCUCACGGGCACGACCUAUCACCCCAGCGGCACCUGCAAGAUGGGCCCAGCUUCUGACCCCUACAGUGUUGUGGACGAGUAUCUCAAGUUAAGGCAUGUGUCUGGCCUGCGUGUGGUUGACGCUUCUAUCAUGCCGCUUGUGACUUCAGGCAACACAAACUCUCCCUCCAUCAUGAUAGGAGAGAAGGCGUCCGACAUGAUCAAACAAGAUUGGGGUGCGCCUAUCAUGCCAUUGGGCUAUUAACAUUUAAGUCUUUGUCUGUUUGUUUGUCUCUAGAGAAGAUAUGACUUUGGUACUUGAGUCAGAAAGGUAAGUAAUCUUAUUUAAUAUCCUCAGGUAGUGUGAUUAAGUUACCUGGAGAAAGAAGUACCAAGCCUUUUGUCAUUUCUUGUGAUGUUGCAAAUAUCUUUCUCAGGGAAAUGUCCAUUUAAUGUUAACCAGAGUAGUUGUUUGUGUAUCAUCCAUAACUGUGUGUGUGUGCGUGUGUGUGUGUGUGUGUGUGUGUGUGUGUGUGUGUGUGUGUGUGUAUGUGUUAGUUACGGUCGAGGAACAGUACAGGUGUGCGAGGUGAACAGGUGAAAGAGAGGGAGGUGGAGUUGACAGGUCCAUUCUUCAUUUCAGAAACACCUUAAUGAGUAAUGCCACCAAACAGUCACACCAACAAGUCAUUUACCUAUCCGUUAUUGCUUAACCUUUACUACUAGUUAAAUAAUUUGCCUUUCUAUAAACACUAUGUAUAUUAUGAAAACUUUAAGUCAAUUUUGUAAAUAAGUGAGACUAUGUUAAAUACUUUCUUGUAAAUAGUAAAACGUUUGUAAUUUAUCUGUUUCUUAUAUGGCGCUCCAGUCCUAUCGGGCCCCAGACUAUUAGGGUUGGGUCUAUUGAGAUUAGAAGGGCCAUUAAAACAGAGCCCCGUCAGCACUGGGGCCCAUUAGUACUGGGACCCAUUAAUACUGCGAUCCAUUAAUACUGAGGCCCAUUAAUAUUGGGGCCCAUUAGUACUGGGGUCCAUCAGGACAAGGGCCCAUUAAUACUGGGACCCAUUAGUACUGAGACCCAUUAAUACUGGGGCCCAUUAAUACUGGGGUCCAUCAGGACAGGGGCCCAUUGAGACAAUGACCCCAUACGCUCAACAUGGAUAUAUUUCCUGUACUCAAUAACAUUUAACUGGUAACCCAUUACAAUACAAAAUAAACUUCCAUAUAACAAAACACACCAAUCUCUUGUAACCUCUGUGUAUUAUUUUGCAGUUUGAAUUUCACGAGGAAUGAUGUAUAUAAUGUAUGAUUCGUGUAGGUAACGUAUGUAUAUUCAUUGCCAUAAUAAAAAUGAUUGAAAUGAAACCGAAAUUAGGUCUUAUUUUGACGAGUUAUUUUUGCGUUGUUUUUGUUUCAUUUCCAUCCGUCAUGUCAGAAUGGAUCGAUAAACAGAUAAAACCGAAACAAGAUCUCUGUAUGGAAGCUUUUAAAACCACCAUCCUUGUUAUUCCAUCGAUUAUUCCUAUACAAACAAAUAAAUAUCUAAACAUA